CUCGCCUCGCCUCGCAUGCUGUACGACGUGAGGGUUCAAUCUGGUGUGACUGGUUGGAAAAGAAUGUUCUAGCCGUCGUGGGGAUAUGAUCAGCCAUGUUUGAGAUGCUUGACGGACAACAAACUUUAUCACCAACUUCUCCCGCCUGACUACACUCUAUCCAAAUCACGACCUAUCGUUCGACCUCACCCCACAUGCUGCUCUACACCUCACAUCUGCUGGAUAGGAGACACGUGUAUGAGUGACGACUCUGUUGGCUCGUACACCGCCUGCAGCCGUCCGGCAAACAUGCCCUUCAACAAGCCGUUUGUUCCCGAGCUUUCGAACGCCUCUUCACAUCACCUCCCAUCACUUUCUCCCAGUUUCGAAAAAAGCAUCCCAACUUAAAUCCCCGAAAAAGACCAGUGAAAACAACCACCAUGUGCAUCGCCAUCCUCACCACCGCGCACCCAGACUACCCCUUCAUCCUGCUGAACAACAGAGACGAAUACCUGCACCGCCCAACAGCCGAAGCAACAUGGUGGCCAUCCCCCGACUCCCAGGUCCUAGGCGGCUACGAUCUGCACCGCCCCGUCCACGGGACCUGGCUCGGCGUAACACGCCAGGGCCGCAUCGCCGUACUAACAAACUACCGUGAAGAAGACGAAUCCAUCGUCAUCGGCGCCCGUAGCCGCGGCCUCAUCCCAAACGCCUGGCUGAAAAGCAACCCCGAGGACCAGGAAUCCACGCCCCAGUUCGCCCGCCGCAUCAUCGAAGAAGACGGCGUCAAGGGCGUGGGCGGCUUCUCGCUGUGCUACGGCUUCGUGCAGGAUGUCGUCAAGAAGGGUGAAGGGUUAGCGAUAGUCAGCAACCGCACGCCCAACGUCCAGGACGUGAUCCGCCUCCUCCAGAACCCCGGGGAAACGCACGCCCUCAGCAACGCCGCAUACGGCGACCGCUCGUGGCCCAAAGUCGUAAACGGCGAGUCCUGGACCGCAGCCGCUAUCCAGCAAUCCAUCGAGGCGAACGAUACCCGCGACCAGCUCGUCGAGCGCCUCCUCGCCGUCCUCUCAACAGAUACCAUGCCCCGCCAGAAAGAGAAUGAGGAGUGGGACAUGUACCUCAACCAGCUGCGGCACAGUAUCCUCGUCCCAGCUAUUGGUCGCGAGCAUCUCGACGAGCAUAAAAUGCCUGCCCAUGAGGUUGGUGAUGUGGUGAAGCAGAAAGCUGCUGAUGCGACGAGUGGGUGCUAUGGCACGCAGAAGAAUAUCGUGUAUUUGGUUGAUCGGGAGGGGAGGGCGCUUUAUUUCGAGAGGACGCUGUUUGAUGGGGAGGCGAGGCCGGUUGCGAAGGGAGAGGGGGAUAGGGUGUUUGAGUUUGGGAUUGAGGGGUGGUAGUGGGCUGGUGGUAUUGCGUGCUGUGCUUAUUUGUGUGUUUUUCUUGCCAAGUUGUGGUUUCGCCUUUCUCGAUGUGGCUGUUCUUUUUACUCUCCAUGCCACUUCACUGCGAUGUCCAAUGCAUCUACUCUAUCCAGCUUGUCUCAUCUCGCCUCAACUCCACACCUCACACACCAUGUG
Dothidotthia symphoricarpi CBS 119687 is the source of this 1556-nucleotide messenger RNA. RefSeq names its product DUF833-domain-containing protein. Gene Ontology annotation, cellular component: Golgi apparatus. Bases 420 to 1376 code for a protein of 318 amino acids. Gene Ontology annotation, biological process: protein secretion; Golgi organization. The record is from RefSeq and is a predicted model, not a curated record. NCBI's taxonomy places the organism in Eukaryota, Fungi, Ascomycota, Dothideomycetes, Pleosporales, Dothidotthiaceae. The transcript is spliced from 2 exons.